AUGAAUCAUCAGAGAUAAUUUUAAAGUUUGAGAAGUGUCCCAGAUGUAUAAGAAAGUGAUGAAGUUGAAGACCGAGUAUUUUACUAAAUGGUAGGAACAACUAGAUAAGAAUCUCAUUUAAUCAUAAAUAGUGAUCGGACAUCUAUUGAGGAAUGGAUAAAGCUACAACAAAGUCUAAAAGAAGAAUAAUACAAAAUGAGACAGGAAGAUGAACUAAAAAAUAAAUUGUUAGAUGAGUUGAAGUAGGAAAGUAAGUAAUAUUACUAAACUUAUAUAAAUGUAUUGGUUGAAAGUAAUAUGAAUUAAGAGUAAAAGAUAUUGGAAGAAUCUACAUCUAGAUUAUUUAAAAAUGCAGAAACUAAUGUGAAAUAGAUAUUUGAAAAAUUAUCUAAUACUAAAGUAUGUUCUGCAAUAUUCUAACAUCACAAUUAUACAAACAGAACUUAAGAAAUAGAGACUUUAAUAAGAACAUUUAUAAAUAGUAUAUAUGAUAACAUAGCAUGUGGAUCAAUGUGGAAAUAACCUAUUUUGAAAUUAAUGAGUGAAAUUAUUACCACAGAAGUUAAUAGAUAAGAAUUUCCUGAAUUUUUGUGGGAUAGAGAAGAAACUUGGACAUAAUUUAUUAUGAAAGAAUUCACAAAAAGACCUGAAAAUGUCAAAUAUACUAAAGUCAUUUUUAAAAAUUCUUUGAUUCAAAUCACUAAAGUUGAUAAAUUUUUAGAUUUAGAUAAAAGAAAAAUUUCUGAUAAAUUGCGUGAAAUAAAAAAAGAAUAAGAAAAAAAAUAGAAAGAUGAAAAAUAGCCUUUAACUUCUUCUGCUAUUACUAUUAGAUAAAUACCUAACACUCCAAAUUAAUUAAAUAAGUCAGUACCUCAAAGAUAAAUUGCGUUUAUAACUCCAAAUAAAAUAGUAGAAAAACCUUAAUAAAAUAUGACAGAGUAUUAUGCAAAUCUAAUUAAAUAAUAUGAUCAAUCAAAAAAAUCUAAUACAAAACAUUCAAGAAGGAAUUAAAAUUAAUUGACUGAAUUCUCAUUAAAAGUACUUUAAUUUGGAGAGGAAUAAAGGUAGGCUAAAUUCUUAACCAUGGAAAGGAGAAGUAUUGCACCUUAAGAAAUUCAUUCUGAAUCACCAAAUCGUAAAUUAUCAGAAGUUUAUAGUCAUAAUAGUAAAUCUGAUUAAUAAAUGAAUAAUGAAAUAAAUAGUGUGUUGAUUGCUUGCAUUGAUAAAUUUAAAUAACUAGUAAAUAAUAUCAUGGAAAAUAUUUUUAAAAACAUCUACCUAAUACCUUAAGGUAUAAGAAUCAUUUGCAAAAUGAUUUAAAUUUCAAUCCUAAAAAAGUUCCCUGAUGCCACUGAAUAAUAAAUCUAAGAUAAUAUUUUUAGUUUCUUAUUUAAUGUUUGGCUUAUACCUUAACUUGUAUUUCCUAAACAAUAUUCUUCUUUUAAAUAUAUUCGUGAAGAUCAUGAAGCUACUGUUUCAUAAAUUCAUACUAUCAUCAAAAAAAUGAUUAGAAAUUAAAAAUACAAUGAAGAUCCAUAAUAUAAUAGAUUAAAUUAAUAUAUGUCAGACUUAUAGCCUUCUCUUAAAGAAUAUCUUCAAGAAAUUUUAAAUUUAUGUCCUGAUUCUGUUAAUGCCAUUAUUAAUGAUACUAAUAAAAUAGAUGGAAUUCAAUCAAAUUGUGUUUGUAUAGCUUUAGAUGAAAUUAAAGUUUUAUGUUUAUUAUUAUAAGACAUGAAGAAUUUCAAAAGUGAAUCUCCUGAAUUUUAAAAAAUUAUUAAUAGUCUUGUGGCUUAUGCAACAAGAACUUUGGAAAUAGAUAAACAUGAAAACAUUUUUAGACAACAAUAAAAUUAAUAAAAUUAAUAGUAAAUAUAUGCUUUGAUCUUAAUAUUUUCUAUUCCAAACAAUAUAAUGUAUUAAGAGUAGGUAUAACCUUUGAAAAAGAUAAAAGAUGAAAAUUUAAGAAAUUAAAGAAAACUUGUUAAUUCUUUGAUGAAAUGUUUAAUAGAAAUAUAAGAUGUAGCUGUUUCAACUUCUGGAAAUUAAGAAGAAACUAGUCUUAAAAGAGUACUUAACAAUUUUGUUGAUGUAAAUAUUUAUUUUAUUUCUUAAGAAAUACACUUAUUUAAAUGAUAAAAAAACUGUAUUCUUGUUAAAAUAUAUAUUGGAGCAAAUAAAAUAAUUAAAUAAUUAAGAUAUUUAAAGUAAUUUAAGAAAUAUUUUUUAAAUUUUGAAUUAGGAAUUUUAAGAACGCUCAAAGAAUUUAACAGAAAUUAUUUAAUAAACAAAAUAUUAAUUAUUGAGUGCAAAGUAUAAUAUUAAGAAGAAUUAUGAAGUGAUGAGAGAAUCUUUUGAAUAAUUAAGUCAAGAAAAAAGAUAAAAAUAAUUAUAUGAUUUUAUCGAAAAAACACCUCUUACAUUAUGUGUAACAUCUCCUAAAACAAGAGAAGGUUUGUUUUCUAUAAAAGCUUAGAAACUCAGAAAUAAUAAUAGUGAAGCUUUGGAUGAGAAUUAAAUUUGGGUAGAAUAAUAAAAUGAAUGCAUUCAUAAUGCAAUUAAUUUAGAAUUUAUAAAACAAAUAGUAGGAGGAGCAAGUCCAAAUGAAUAAAAAAAAAAUUCUGAAUUUUAAUAUUCUCAUUGUUCUGAUAUAAAAUAAUUUAUAGAAAACUUUUCAUCUUUAUAAGAGGUAAAAGAGGCAGUAAUUUCUGGAGAAGAUAAAGCUGGAGUGAAGAAUGCAUAUUUUGAAUUUAUAUAGGCAUUAGCUAAUUAUUUAAAAGAAAAGAACGAAAUGAAAAUUGAUGAGGUUUAGAUGAUGGAUAUGCUUGAAAAAUAUGUAAGUAAGCGUGUUUACGAUAAGUAAAAUAUUAAUAUAAUUAAUAUAGAGUCUAUCCAAAAGAAAGAACUUAUAAAGAUGCUGGUCUUUAUUUUAGAAUUAAAUCUUUGGAAUGGAUAAGUUAUGAUCAUUUAGAAAUAAUUAAAUAAAAUAGAGUUGAUGAGAUGUGGGAUUUGGCUGUUGAAGGUUUUAAAAAUCUAUUAUUUUUGUAGCUUUGUUGAACAUAGAUAAUUGUAAGACAGCUGUAAAUAAAUUAGAAGCAAUUAUAACAUGUUCUAAAAUUAUGAAUGACGUUCUUAAAUUAACAUCAUUAAAGGAAGAAGCCACUUCUGCAGAUACUGUAUUACCAAUUCUCAUUUACAUAUUGAUUAAAGCAGCUCCCUAAAGAUUACAUAGCAACCUAAACUUUGUCUAAAUAUUUUUAGAUAAAAGCAAGAAUGUGAGUCAAUAAGGCUAUUGUUUAACCUAAUUAUAAUUGGCAAUUUAAUGGUUAGAGGAGGUAGAUCAUAAAUUGUUAAAAAUGGAUUAGUUGAACUUUCUAGAGUAAUUUAAAUAUAUUUAUUUAGAACCAUAACAAAAGCAGAGAUUAGAUAUGGAAUUCAUUAUUUAAAGAGGAGAAAUAGAUCAGAGAGAAUUUCUAUGCCUUUAAAUAAAAUUUAAGCACUUAUCAAUUGA
Messenger RNA from Paramecium sonneborni, 3508 nucleotides. NCBI's taxonomy places the organism in Eukaryota, Ciliophora, Oligohymenophorea, Peniculida, Parameciidae. The record is from the annotation of a GenBank genome assembly.